AUGGAAUUGCUCGUAUUGGUUUCGAUAUGUGGUGUGUGCGCGAUGACUAAUGGUCAAAGAGCUCCAAGAGCGUCGACACGUUUUGGUGAUGUGGAAGGAUUCACGUAUCGUCUGGAGAAUGGUGAUAGUGCGAAUAUUUUUCUCGGUAUUCCGUAUGCGUCUCCACCAGUUCGCAUUCUACGUUUUGAGCGUCCAGUUCCAGUAAGGCCAUGGACAGGGAUCAAGAAAACGAUCGACUAUGGAGCAUCAUGUUAUCCGUAUCAUAGAGAUGCCAUGGUACCAAACCUAGAAUAUGACGAAGAUUGUCUCUAUAUGAACGUGUUUGCGCCUAGUAGAAAGAGCGAUUCCUUAUGGGGUUAUCCGGUUGUUGUGAUCGUGCACGGUGGUGGUUUCAAAUACUUCUCGUCUUCAUUGCUGCCACACGAUACACUCUGCAAUAAUUUCGUUAAAGAAGGCAUUAUCGUAGUGACAUUCAACUAUCGUGUUGGCUUCCUGGGUUUUCUAAGUACCGGUGAAGGGCCGUUACCGGGUAAUCUUGGUCUCUGGGACCAAACUGAAGCACUUGUCUUCGUCAGCGAGAAUAUCCCGGCCUUUGGAGGUGACCCAAGGAGAGUGACGCUUCUUGGACAAGGCGCUGGUGCGGCAAGUAUUUCAGCACUUUCAAUUUCACCCAAAUCGAACGAAUUCUUUCAACAGUCAAUCACAUUCAGCGGUUCAAUAUUCUGUGAAUUCGCUUUGAGUCAAAAUGUGAUUAGCGAGAGUUUCCGAUUGAUCAAUGCGUUGGGAUGCGCCAACAAAAGUCAUGUUGAUUUGAAGGAUUGCAUGAAAAGACUGAGUGUUCACAUGCUACUCGACGGUAUGGACCGCGUGCAUUACGACUCCCACGCCAUACAGUUUCAUCCAAAAUUUGAUACGCACUUCUUUGUGCGUCCUCGUGAUCAACUUCUGCAAGUGGUAUCACCUAUGCGCAAUAUGAUCGGUGUUCACGGUGCAAAAUCUGCUAUUUCCGUGUUGUACGACGAUGUGAGAACUCGCUUCAAGACCGUCUUGAGUGUAUCACAACAAGCCACAUUUUCGGUCAAAGACCUUCGCAACUAUAUCCGAAAUGUGGUGGCAACUGAGGAGGUAUUCGGUGAGAGGGCAAAACCAUUCGAAAAACAACUGGUGCAAUUUUAUGUGGAACGUGCUGUACCUGAAAAUAUGAUCAACGAUAUAACAUAUAACGUUGGCAUUUUCUACGAACUGCAACUGAAGCAGUCGACUAACUGGACAACAUUCCUGUUCACUCAAGAUUAUCAUAAUCCACAACUUUACACAAGACAAACACUGAGAGUUGAAUUCGAAUACAAUCAUAAAGAUGUACUCUUCAAACAAUACCUUCUUUCGUCUAUACGGCACUUCAUAAAGACCGGGUCUCCCACAAUCAGUGAUUCAGAUUGGCUUCCAACCGACACAGAGCACCCGUUUCGACACCUCAGAAUGACUUCUAAACCAAAGAUGCGCGAGCAUCUGAAGCCCCAGAAUACACAUUUCUGGAGGAAUGUAAGUUUUUGCAGAUUCACAACAUUUCCGAUGGAUUUCAAAUGA
Messenger RNA from Anisakis simplex (herring worm), 1587 nucleotides. The record is from the annotation of a GenBank genome assembly. NCBI's taxonomy places the organism in Eukaryota, Metazoa, Nematoda, Chromadorea, Rhabditida, Anisakidae.